AUGGCCGAAUCGCUGCAGAAACGCAUCCUCGAUACCCUAGACUCUCAAUCCACUAUAAUAGAUACUCGGCAACUCACGAUCCCAGGCGAAUCCGAACCUGCAUCUUCUCAUGACUCGCAGAUCGCGAUCCUGGGUGCUCUCAACUCCCUUUUGAGUCGAGAUAUGGUCACAUAUGAGACUCAUGAAGUUUUCUCCUAUGGUCUCACUCCCGAAGGUGCGCAAAUAGCAAAGGAAGGAUCACAUGAAGCUCGAGUCUGGUCUGCGCUUCCUGUGAAAGGUCAAGGAAGGCCGGUGUCUCCCGUGGAACUGAAGAAACUAGUCGGGGAUGAGACCGCAAAAGUAGGUCAAGGUAGAGCGUUCAAGAAUGGAUGGAUCGGGAAGGAAGGUGAUGGCUUGGUGAAAGUGCUUGAAUCGAUUAAAGAUACUGCAAAACUAGAGCUUCAAGAAAUAGAGUCAACAGGUAAUCUUAAAGCUGGAGAGAAGGUGUUGGCCGAUCUUCGGAAACGCAAGCUCAUUCUUCAACGAAAGGGUCAAUGGUUCACAGUGCAGAAAGGGUCCAACUUCAGUACAUCUACUGCUAAGCCCGAAACCGACCUCACGGCAGACAUGCUUACAACGGGAACAUGGAAGACAUCAACCUUCAAAAGAUACAACUUCGAUGCCGAGGGCAUCCUUACCUCGGGAGGCACUCUUCAUCCGCUGCUCAAGGUCCGGGAGGAAAUCCGGACCAUUUUCUUGGAAAUGGGUUUUGCAGAAAUGCCUACCUCUACUUUUGUGGAAUCCGCGUUCUGGUGUUUCGAUGCUCUAUUCGUUCCGCAGCAACAUCCUGCACGAGAAUUACAGGACACUUUCUACAUCUCAGAUCCUCCUGUUUCGCUCCCACCAGAAAAGUCGUAUUACGAACGGGUCGCAACCGUACAUGAAAAGGGAGGAUACGGAUCUACAGGUCAUCGAGCUCCUUGGUCGGAAAAAGAGUCCAAAAAACUUCUCCUUCGAACGCAUACGACCGCUUCGUCAGCUCAUAUGCUGUACAAACUUGCAGCUCGUUGCAGAGGCGAGGAACCGGACGACGAUACGAACGAAUUCACGCAUGGUGCAAAGCCUACCACCGCUCAUGGAGAGUCCCAUGCCAAAGGUUAUGACUUCCGUCCCGCAAAACUUUUCAGUAUCGAUAGAGUCUUUCGAAACGAAACUAUGGAUGCCACACAUUUAGCAGAGUUCCACCAGGUUGAGGGCGUCGUUGCUGACCGUAAUCUCACGUUGGCAGAUUUGAUAGGCUUCAUGCGUGUUUUCUUCAAGAAGAUGGGUCUGGAACAAGUUCGAUUCAAACCCGCGUACAACCCGUACACGGAGCCUUCAUUAGAGAUUUUUGCCUUCCAUCCUACGCUACAAAAAUGGGUCGAAGUUGGGAACAGUGGAAUGUUCCGUCCAGAAAUGUUGGAGCCUAUGGGAUUCCCCAAAGACGUACGAGUUCAUGGAUGGGGUAUUGGCCUGGAACGACCAACCAUGAUCAGAUACGGGAUAAACAAUAUAAGGGCAUUAUUAGGUCACAAAGUCUCGAUAGAAAGUGUAGAAAACUCCCCUGCCGUCAUGUUCUAG
This is a messenger RNA of Marasmius oreades (fairy-ring Marasmius), 1599 nucleotides long. RefSeq lists its product as uncharacterized. The coding region runs from base 1 to 1599 and encodes 532 amino acids. Gene Ontology annotation, cellular component: phenylalanine-tRNA ligase complex; cytoplasm; cytosol. Gene Ontology annotation, biological process: phenylalanyl-tRNA aminoacylation. The record is from RefSeq and is a predicted model, not a curated record. Gene Ontology annotation, molecular function: phenylalanine-tRNA ligase activity; ATP binding; tRNA binding. The transcript has 9 exons. Lineage: Eukaryota; Fungi; Basidiomycota; Agaricomycetes; Agaricales; Marasmiaceae.